CCCAGCUUUAAAAAAAUAAAAUAAAAAAUGUAUGUAUGGCGUACGAAGGGAUCUGGCGUUCCUUCCCGCGGCUUCGGGAAGGGGGCGUUGUCCCCUCGGGCUCUGAGGCCCGGGGCUGCGGUCAAGGGCGCUGUCACCAGGGAAGCUCCCCGGGGCGAGCUGGCCGGUGCGGGAGGCCCCGCCCCUGCCGCCAUGUUGGAGCGCCGUGGUGAGGAGGCCUGUGGCGUCGGGGCCGGGCUUCCGGCCUCCCCCGGCUUCGGCCCCGUUAGACAGAACCGCCGGACGCGCGUGAAGGAGGACAUGGAGCCUGUGACCUUUGAGGAUGUGGCUGUGAACUUCAGCCCAGGAGAGUGGGCUUUGUUGGAUUCCAGUCAAAAGAAGCUCUACAGAGAUGUGAUGACAGAAACCUUUAUGAACCUGAUCUCCAUAGGAAAAACAGAAGAAAACAUUGAAGAGGGCUGUCCAAAUAUCAGAAGAAAUCCGAGAACUCAGAUGAUUGAGAGGGACUACAAGUGUGAAGAUAGCUGUCGGUGCAGAGAAGCCCACCACCAACAGAUUCCAGAAUAUGUUGUUAGUGAGGACAUGCCAUCUGCAACAGCAGUGUAUGAAAGCAAUGUGUGUGAAGGAGCCAUCAGAGCUCAUUUGCCUUCAGAUGCAAAUCUCACUGAUAAACAUGGAGAGAAAUCAUUUGAGAGUAAGGGACGCGUGGAGGAAACUGUUCAACAUGAGAAAUGUUAUGCAGAUUUCACUUCAUCUGAGUUCUUUCAGUUACUCAAAAGUCCUAUACAGAUAGUUUGUAAAAAGAAACAAUUUAAUGCAGCCUAUAAGACUCUCACUUCUGAUCAAAAUUAUGAGAGAAUUUACAAUGAAGGUGCAUGUCACAAAUAUAAUCAGUUUGAAAAAGCCAUCAGAAGAUACCCUUACUUUCAGAUGUAUGAAAGACUCCACACUAGAGUGAAGCCAUUUAUGUGUAAGCAAUGUGGAGAAGCCUUUAUUAAUUUUAGUCAGCUUGUCUGCCAUGAAAGAAUUCAUACUGGAGAGGAAUGUUAUGUGUGUAAUCAGUGUGGAAAAGCAUUUAGACAUUAUUCGUACCUUCAGAAACAUGAAAAAAUCCACAGUGGGGAUACACCAUAUAUGUGUAAGCAGUGUGGCAAAGCCUUCAUUCGUUCCUCACACCUUCUCGUCCAUGAAAGAAUUCACACUGGAGAGAAACCCUAUGCCUGUAAACACUGUGGAAAAGCAUUCAGCCACCACAGUGCCUGUUACAGACAUGAAAUAAUUCACACUGAAGAGAAACCCUAUGUCUGCAAGCAGUGUGGGAAAGCAUUCACUUGUUCUACAUCCCUUCGUAACCACGAACGAAUCCACACUGGAGAAAAACCUUAUGCAUGUAAGCAGUGUGGCAAAUCCUUCAUCCAACGAGAUGCGUGUUAUAAUCAUGAAAGGACUCACACUGGAGAGAAGCCCUAUGUGUGUAAGCAGUGUGGGAAGGCCUUUACAUGGUCCACGUGCCUUCGCAACCAUGAAAGGACUCACACUGGAGAGAAACCGUACAUAUGUAAGCACUGUGGAAAAGCCUUCACCCAUUCCAGCACCCGUUACAGUCAUGAAAGAAUUCAUACUGGCGAGAAACCAUAUGUAUGUAAGAAGUGUGGGAAGGCAUUCAUUCAUUCCAGCCAUCUUAUCAGCCAUGAAAAGAUCCACACUGGGGAGAAACCUUAUGCGUGCAAACAUUGUGGGAAAGCUUUCAUUCAACGUAAGGCUUGUUACAAUCAUGAAAGAACUCAUACUGGAGAGAAGCCCUAUGUUUGUAAACAUUGUGGAAAAGCAUUUAGGUGUACCACGUACCUUCGCAACCAUGAACGAACUCACACUGGAGAGAAACCUUACAUAUGUAAGCAUUGUGGGAAAGCCUUUACACACCAGAGUGCCCGCUACCGUCAUGAACGAAUUCACACUGGAGAGAAACCCUAUGUAUGUAAAAAGUGUGGAAAAGCAUUCAGUGAUUGCAGCUAUCUUGUGAAGCAUGAAAGAAUUCACUGGAGAGAAGCCUUACACAUGUAAGACUAGAGAAACCUCCAUGUGUUCCACAUCAUUAUCCACAUGAAAGGGCUGACAGAAGAGAACUGAAGAAUACCUGGUGGCCUUGCCUUAGUAUUGUGAGGCAUGAAAGAAAGUAUUAACAGCUUACAAGAAGGUUCAGUGAGUAAAGGUGCUUGUUGCUAAGCUUGAUAAUCUAAGUUCUAUCCCAGGGACUCUUAUGGGGAAAAUAGACAAUUAUUUCUAAAAGAUUACCUCUGAAUUUCAUGUACAUAUGUGGGUUCACACACAAACUCAGUAUUUAUUUCACACAGGACAUACAAGCAGACAGGAUGAAAUCCUACUGCACUCAGUAUGGUAGAAAAAAGGCACAGCCUUUAUUCUGGCACUGGGUGAGGUGGGAUGGUAGAGAUUAGAGAAUUAUAUUGAUAUAGUGAGUCUGAACACCACAUGGGAAGGUUAAGAGCUAGUUACAAGCAAGUGGAGUUUUCCUCACAAAGAAAGAAGAAAACAGCUGGAGGGAGGGUUGAGCUGUUCGGAGCCCAUGCUGCUCUGUAGGAGCUCCUGGUUUUGUUUCUCAGCGCCCACAUCCUGUGGCUCACAACCGCCUGUAAUUCCACAUCCAGGAACUGUGAGACCCUCUUCUGGCCUCUGUAGGUACAGAACACUUGUAAAACACAUAUAAAUAAAAUAAAUCUUUAAAAAAGUAUGUGUAUAAAGCAAAUAAAAAAGCUGUGUUUUUUGAAAUAAGAAAAUUUAUGAAAUAUCAUAUAGUUCAAUUUUAUAAGAAUAAUAACUGGAGACGGAGCAAAUUUAUUUGCACAGAUUAUUUCUGGAAAUAACCUGGAAUACAAUAAAAUUAUGAGCAUUUUUAUUGUUCAAGUCUUAUGAGACCUUUAGUUUGCAUUAUUGUUCUUUACAGUUUUAAAAUAAGAUUUGGUGAAUAAUGUCAUGAUUUUGUCUGCCUGUACUGCCUGGUGCUUAGACUGCGGAACCCACCAACACAUUGACACUAACAGUAGCAACCAUUUAUAAAACUUUUGCAUUGAGGUGAUGUAAAUUCGGUGAAUUGAUUUCAGUUCAGUAGGUAUUGUUUAAAUGAAAUGAGGUAAUGCUUUAUUGUAGAGCUGUUGGAUUCAUUGGACUGAGAUGUCUUUGCAAUAAAACAGUAGAUUUAAUUUUACCUAGGUUAUUGGUAAUUGUGCAUUUGAAAGUGAAAUGUAUUCUUCUUAAAAGUAUUUUCUCACUAUUAUAUGGCAUACUUUUAAAAUUAUUAUUAAUUCCUUUACAAUGAACUUUUUCUGGUGUUUAUACAGAUUUUAUAUUUUGUGUUUUUCAGUGUAUGUGUUGUUCCAAUGAGAGUAUUUUAUUUCUUUUUGUUUGUAGACAGCAUCUCACUAUGUAGGCUUGGCUGGCUGAGAACUCACACAGUUCCUGCCUUUGCCUCCAAACAGUUGGAAUUAAAGCUUAUACCACAACA
Meriones unguiculatus (Mongolian gerbil) is the source of this 3520-nucleotide messenger RNA. RefSeq names its product zinc finger protein 883-like. NCBI's taxonomy places the organism in Eukaryota, Metazoa, Chordata, Mammalia, Rodentia, Muridae. Gene Ontology annotation, biological process: regulation of DNA-templated transcription. The transcript is spliced from 4 exons. The record is from RefSeq and is a predicted model, not a curated record. Bases 28 to 2064 code for a protein of 678 amino acids.